Messenger RNA from Priapulus caudatus, 2115 nucleotides. RefSeq lists its product as uncharacterized. Gene Ontology annotation, biological process: phosphorylation. Gene Ontology annotation, molecular function: ATP binding; kinase activity. The transcript is spliced from 19 exons. Lineage: Eukaryota; Metazoa; Priapulida; Priapulimorpha; Priapulimorphida; Priapulidae. The record is from RefSeq and is a predicted model, not a curated record. Bases 601 to 2115 code for a protein of 504 amino acids.
UAACGUGUAACGUGUAAUGUAAAUAUUAUCAUGUUAUGUGAUAAACACCUAACACAUAAUUUACACAUAAUAUUUUACGCAUAUUUACAGCCUGCUGGUGGGUUACGUCAUAUUUCCGAGUGUCAACCAGAAUCAAAUAACUGCCAGCGAUCUCCCAUUUGUCUCCGCAUCGGUGAAGACGGACACCACCCCACGAAUUUCUCCUUCUCGUUUAAUGCAGAGGGUGUGUACUGCUCAGUAACCGUUAAGUGCACACUGGAUCAGCAGAUCUAUCCCGAUAAAGAAUGGAACGUGAAAAUUCAUGAGCAACUAGCUCAUUUGACAUUGAAUGGCGCACCAGGCAAUGGUGUAAUAGAAUACCUUUACACGCACGAUGGAAAGCGCCCCUUUCAACGGAUGCAAUCAGUGCCAUCACUUACAGAGUCUGAGUCCAAAGAUUCAUGUUCCGAGGCCCUCGUGGUACCAGCUAAAGAAAGGUGUUGGCCUUCAACACUUAUAGGUGGAAAGGGCUUGCAACUCUCACUACUAUCUGUCCUGAGCAAACGAACACCAGCGAAUAUGAGUUAUUGAAGUGCCUGAUGCCAUCUGGCGUGACGCGUCAUGUUAUCGACGUUCUGGCUGACGGCCAAUAAGGACAUCCGUCGAAGGACAUUCAGUUCGUUGCGGGAGGGAACUUUGCAAAGAAAACGAAAUAAAAGAGCUGUAACACGUAUAAGGACGAAAUUCAUGGGUGCUAGACUGUGCACAAGCGUGAGGAGCGAGUUGUUGUCUGCCAUACAGAAACAAUUUGGCGAUCAUUGGCGAGAAAAACUUUUCGCCGUGCGGUCGUCUGGUGUAGGGGAGGACGGCGCAGAAGCAUCAUAUGCCGGCGUUCUUGAAACAUAUUUAGCAAUGAAGGGUGAAGAUAAGAUCUGUGACGCUGUCAUCAAGUGCUGGGCAUCUCUAUACAGCUACAAUGCAGUGCAGUAUCGAAGGGAGAAUGGUCAGCCGCUCGAUAUCGAUAUAGCCGUUGUAGUUCAGGAGAUGGUGUUGCCAGAUGCAGCCGGUGUCUUGUUCACCCACGAUUCCAUCAGUGGUUCACCUGGUUCGAUGUCCAUCAACGUCACGUAUGGGCUUGGAGAGGGAGUGGUAUCUGGUAUUUCCGAGCCUGAUACAUUCACGCUCAACAGAACGUUUUACAACAAAAUCAGUAUCAAAGAAAAAUGUAUUGGACGCAAGGAAACACGAGUAUCAGCCUCGUCCGUUGGAGGGACAGUAGACGAAACUGUUGGAGCGGAUGACGGCCAGAAAUCCAGCUUGUCAGAUGAGUUGAUUCUUCAGCUCGGUGAAAUCGGUAUUCUGGUUGAAAAGUCAUUCUCGGACGCACGAGAUAUAGAGUUUGCCGUUAAAGAUGGCCAGAUCUACCUGCUUCAAGCCCGUCCAAUCACGUCGUUAAACAUCGAGAACGACUUCGAAAUUGGACAUGAACUCGAUACUGGGGUGCUGACUGAUCACGAUCUAUUUACGACGGGCAACACUGGAGAAAUCAUACCGCGCAGCGCUACGCCUUUGACUAUGAGCCAGCUCUGGCACAUAGAUCUUGGUUCCCAGUGGUCCGAAACGAAGAUAAGCUCACGGCAGACGAAAUGUGUUGAAUUGGACUUCGGCAUCUUCUCUGGCAACAUUAUGAUCAACAUGUACAAUUUAGGUUAUAGAGCAAACAGGUACACUUCCUUCAACUCCACAGAGGACAGAAAAGCUUUGAUGGAAAUGGCUAUUUUUGGGAAAACUGUUUAUCCAGAACUGGUAGACAGCAUAGAAAGACGAUUUAGCAGUGCCCGAAAAUCCAUACUGCAGAAAUUGAAGGCCGACGUGAAUAGCUUCUACCUUGCAUUCAGAAAGACCAGAAGCACGAGUAAAUUGGCAGUGAAGUAUGUGGAAGCCUUAGAGCUAGACCUAUCUGUGGACAAGGCUGAGACGUUGUAUGCCGCCAUUGACCAAAUCUAUCGCGCAUGUUACGUGGUUUGGCGGGUAACCAUUUCUGGAACUCCUUUCGGCUCUGGAGGUUCCUUAAAGCCAAUCUUGAUAAGAGCCCUCAUCACCAAUGGACGCCAUGUCGGCAUCUGGCAUGUCUGA